UACAGAUAUACAAUGAAGAGAUCAUUGGCACCAUCAUCAUUAUAUGAAAAGAAACAAAAGACAGAACAUUUACCAUCAUUGGAGAACUUGUUGGAUCAACAACAACAGUUGAUGGAAGCAAUGACAAAGAAGAGCAGAAAGAAACAGGCACCAAUGAGGCCAAUCAAUCAUUUAGAGUUGUUCAAUGUUACAAUGGGCAAGACAAAGUUGUCAUCAGAGGAUGACGAUGCAGCCGCAUCCACAUCGGCAGCGGGACCAAUCAGCAUUGCUGACGAGGAUCGCAAGGGCAAGAACGUGGUGAUGCAACUCGACUCACCGCCACUCUACUAUCUAUGUAACUACAAGAACAUUCAAAAGGCGGGCGACGACGGCAUGGCCAUCCUCGAGGUCACCUAUGACGCCGUGGUCGUCAUCUCGAUGGAGGGCAAGCAGAUUGGUCGCGCAACACUCACUCGCAUGGGCGCCACAGACGACGACGAAGGCGGUGGCGGCAAGAUACAAAAGGUGUUGAUCAAGAAGAAGGAGGUCUACUUUCAAGAGGACUUCACAAUGACUAUCGGCAACAAAUGGGUCAAGAUAUUGAUCACCGUUCUGGAGGACGAGUACAAAAAGGGCACGAUCUUCCUCAAGACUGACAUGAUCGUGCAGACGCGCAAGGAGGAAGCCAAGGGCGAGAAGAAGCUCAAGUUCAGACUGUCGGCGGCGGCCAAGCCCAAGGGCUUUGUCGUGCCCCUCAAAGGUCUGGAGAAGGUGAAGCGUCUGACAAAGCCGCUGCACAACCCAUACUCGCCCAACGCCGUCGUCCUCUACCAGCCCAAGGAUCAACUGGGCGAGAACAACAUACCCGUUGUGGUCGACCCCAUCCUGGCCGCCAAGCUGCGACCUCAUCAGCGAAUCGGUGUUCAGUUCAUGUUUGAUUGUCUUGCUGGAUUCCGCGGCAACUUUGGCAAUGGCUGUAUCUUGGCCGAUGACAUGGGUCUUGGAAAGACCAUUCAAGCCAUCACGAUCCUUUGGACGCUGCUCAAGCAGGGUAUCCGCGGCGAGCCCACCAGCAGGAAGGCGGUCAUCGUGGCACCAGCCGGUUUGGUCAGGAACUGGUGUCAGGAGUUGCAAAAGUGGUUGGGCGACGGCAUCAAGCCUGUGGCCAUUGGUCAGUCCACCAAGCUGGGUCUGGCCAAGCUGGCCGAGCUCGAGCUGGGCAAGUCCGACGUGCUGGUCAUCUCGUACGAUCAGCUGAGGAUUUGGAUACACGAGAUCGUUAAGAUCGACUCGAUCGGCCUGAUCAUCUGUGACGAGGGUCACAGGAUGAAGAACGCCGACGCCAAGUCCACACAGGCCGUCAACAUGAUCCCAACCAAGCGUCGUGUGAUCCUCUCCGGUACACCCAUCCAGAAUAACCUCACUGAAUUCUACGCCAUGGUCAACUUUGUCAAUCCAGGCGUACUCGGUUCCGUCUCCACUUUCAACAAUGUAUAUAACGCGCCCAUCCUCGCUUCACGUCUUCCCGACGCCACAUCAGAGGACAAAAGACUUGGAAGAGAGAGAUCAUUGGCCUUGACAAGACUUACCCAACAGUUCAUUUUAAGAAGAACGGCUGCAGUCAACACUCAAUACUUGCCAAAGAAGACAGAGUAUACGGUGUUCUGUGAGUUGACACCAUUGCAAAAGACAUUGUAUAAGCAUUUGAUUGAGGCAGUCAAGGCCAGACAGUUUGGAUCAUUCACUGGCGCACUACCACUGAUCACUACGCUAAAGAAGUUGUCAAACUGCCCCGAACUGAUAUAUAUGGCCGACAAUGACAAGGAGGAUCCGGUGGAUCGCGAGCUCGCCGACUCUGUGAUGAAGCAGUUCCCCAAGGAGUUCAAUCUCAACAACUUCCAGCCACAAUUCUCUGGCAAGCUGCAGUUCCUCGACAUCCUGCUGCAGCAGAUCAAGUCCAGGACCAAGGACCGCGUCGUGGUCAUCUCCAACUACACACAGACACUCACCGUGCUCGCCAAGAUGUGCAAGGUGAGGAAGUAUGAGUUCUUCCAACUGGACGGCUCGACGCCCAUCCAGCGACGUCAGGAGCUGGUCAACUUGUUCAACAACCCAGCCAACCCGCAGUUCAUCUUCUUGCUCAGUUCCAAGGCCGGUGGUAUUGGUCUCAACUUGAUUGGUGCCAAUCAUUUGGUGCUGUUCGACCCCGAUUGGAACCCGGCCAACGACGCACAGGCCAUGGCCAGAGUGUGGAGAGAGGGCCAGAAGAAACCCGUAUCAAUCUAUCGCACGCUCUCGACCGGCACGAUCGAGGAGAAGAUCUAUCAGCGCCAGAUCACCAAGAUGGCGCUGUCGGUCAGUGUCGUCGAGGGAGACUCUGACAAUGCGCCAUCCUUCGAUCAGAAGGACCUCAAGGACAUCUUUAAUCUGCGUGAGGAUACUAUUUGCGAUACUCACGACAUGCUUGGAGUAUGCCACUGUGGCGCGCGACGUCCCACAGAGCGCGUCCAAAAGUUCAAGCGAGACACGAUGUGUCUGACCGAGUUGGCCGACUACAAACACUACCACGACAUGUCCACCAUCCCAGACAAGAUGCUGAGUGCCGCGUGCACUGGAACAACCUCAUUUGUCUUUGCAAAUGACAAGCCACCAGUUGUCAAAGAGCGCAAGAAGAUCACAGAGUGCGGUGCCGAGGAAGAAGAGAUUGUCCUGGAUGGUCCCCCCGCACGCUCCUCUCAAGCAGACUCCAGCUCAUCCAAAGAUGAACUGGACACUGACGACGUUGAUGGAAACUUUACCAAAGAUGAGCAUGACUAUGAAGCAGACUCUGACUCUUUGUCUUCAGAGGAUGAAGACUCUGAUUGA
Acytostelium subglobosum LB1 is the source of this 2844-nucleotide messenger RNA. RefSeq lists its product as hypothetical. Lineage: Eukaryota; Evosea; Eumycetozoa; Acytosteliales; Acytosteliaceae. The transcript is spliced from 2 exons. The record is from RefSeq and is a predicted model, not a curated record. Gene Ontology annotation, molecular function: DNA translocase activity; ATP binding; ATP-dependent chromatin remodeler activity. The annotation marks the transcript as partial. Gene Ontology annotation, cellular component: nucleus. Gene Ontology annotation, biological process: double-strand break repair via synthesis-dependent strand annealing; reciprocal meiotic recombination.